AUGGCCCCCCUCCGUACCCUCAGCGCCAAAGCGGCAGCCGCCCUCGACGAAGAAUUAAUGUCCACCGGCGCCUUCAGCCUCGACCAACUAAUGGAACUCGCCGGCCUCUCCGUCUCCCAAGCCCUCUACACUCUCUCACCACCCACCAAAUCCCCCCGCAUCCUCAUCGCCUGCGGCCCCGGCAACAACGGCGGCGACGGCCUCGUCGCCGCCCGCCACCUCCACCACUUCGGCUACAAACCAACAAUGUACUACCCCAAAGUCGGCAAGAACGAACUCUACUCCCGUCUCCGCAAGCAACUCGAACAACUCCGCGUCCCCUUCACCGACGACUUCCAAUCAGCACUGAGCAGUAGCGACUUUGUCAUCGAUGCGGUUUUCGGAUUCUCCUUCAGCGGGGAAGUGAGGGAACCGUUUCCCGCGGUGAUUCGAGCGUUGGCGGAGAGUAAAGUCCCGGUUUUGGCGGUCGAUGCGCCGAGUUCGUGGGACAUUGAGACUGGACCGCAGGAGGAGGGGCCGGGAAAGGGGUAUAUGCCUACUGCGUUGAUUUCUUUGACGGCGCCGAAACCUUUGGUCAAGUGGUUUACGGGAAGGCAUUUUGUGGGGGGAAGGUUUGUGGGGAAGGAGGUGGCGGAGAGGUUUGGGUUUGAUGUGCCGGAGUAUAGGGGCGGGGAGCAGGUUGUUGAGGUUGAGGGUGGUGGUGAGAAGUUGUAG
Molecule: messenger RNA, 714 nt
Organism: Zymoseptoria tritici IPO323
Lineage: Eukaryota; Fungi; Ascomycota; Dothideomycetes; Mycosphaerellales; Mycosphaerellaceae
Exons: 1
Coding region: 1-714 (237 amino acids)
Cellular component (GO): mitochondrion
Molecular function (GO): NAD(P)HX epimerase activity
Source: RefSeq, a predicted model, not a curated record